This is a messenger RNA of Grammomys surdaster, 720 nucleotides long. RefSeq names its product VPS35 endosomal protein sorting factor like (gene Vps35l). Gene Ontology annotation, cellular component: endosome. Gene Ontology annotation, biological process: endocytic recycling. The record is from RefSeq and is a predicted model, not a curated record. NCBI's taxonomy places the organism in Eukaryota, Metazoa, Chordata, Mammalia, Rodentia, Muridae. The annotation marks the transcript as partial. The transcript is spliced from 7 exons.
GCGGCCAGGGCGGGGCCGAGCGUCCCUGGAUGAGAGAAAAGGGGCUGGACGCGGAAAACAGGGGAUCAUGUGACUGGGAAGAUGGCUGUCUUUCCCUGGCACUCCCGGAACAGGAACUACAAGGCGGAGCUGGCGUCUUGCAGGUCGGGGACAGUGCCUCUGGAGUGUGGGGACUACCACCCACUGAAGCCCAUAACUGUCACUGAGUCAAAGACAAAGAAAGUGAGCCGGAAAGGAAGCACUUCAUCCACUUCCUCCUCCUCUUCCAGCUCCGUGGUCGAUCCUUUGAGCAGCGUCCUCGAUGGCACCGACCCGCUAUCCAUGUUCGCAGCCACCUCGGACCCAGCAGCCACAGUAACAGUCACAGACAGCUCCAGAAAGAAACGUGAUAAGGAUGAGAACUCCUUUGUGGGACCUGAUUUUGAGCCCUGGGCCAACAAACGGGGAGAAAUCCUUGCCCGGUACACGACUACGGAGAAGCUGUCUAUUAAUCUGUUUAUGGGAUCAGAAAAAGGCAGAGCUGGGGCUGCGGCUUCUGCCAUGUCGGAGAAGGUUCGGACGCGUCUGGAAGAGCUGGAUGACUUUGAGGAGGGAUCCCAGAAGGAGCUGCUGAACCUGACCCAGCAGGAUUAUGUGAACCGCAUAGAGGAGCUCAACCAGUCUCUGAAGGAUGCCUGGGCCUCGGACCAGAAAGUGAAGGCUCUGAAGAUUGUCAUCCAG